ACAUGGACAAUGUGUGAUGGGUGUGUUGGUGUGUCCGUGCGAGCAAGGAGGUGUGGUAGCCCUCCUCCGAGAUUUGGUGGUUUGCAAUGUGAAGGUGAAGCUGAGCAGAGCCGAGCGUGUCUGGACAAUUCAACCACAUGUGCAGACUGUCCAGGUGAGCAGAUUCUAUUGGUCUGUGGACGGACCUGCCCUCGAUCGUGUGAUGAUCUCUCUCCAGAUGUGGUCUGUCUCAAUGAUGAUGUUGGCUCCCCUGGUCCUGACUCAUCUCUAGUUUGCAGGUCGUCCUGUGGGUGUCCGCACAGUUUGCUCCUUCAGAAUGGAUCAUGUGUUCCUCAGAGUGAGUGUCGCUGCAAAUCCCGAGUUCCCAUUCUCACAGGGCCAAGUGUAAACAGCAGCUGGAGUCUGUAUCCUGGUGUCGAGGACUGGCGAUAUAUCCAUGCAGGAGAGCAUGUGGAGAUUGGGUGUGAAAACUGGUGA
Rhincodon typus (whale shark) is the source of this 477-nucleotide messenger RNA. Its product is annotated as SCO-spondin-like. The record is from RefSeq and is a predicted model, not a curated record. Lineage: Eukaryota; Metazoa; Chordata; Chondrichthyes; Orectolobiformes; Rhincodontidae. The transcript is spliced from 3 exons. Bases 10 to 477 code for a protein of 155 amino acids.